AUGGCAGAGAUCUCCAGCACCGUACCCAAGUACACUAUCCGCCCUGCAACGGAGGCGGAUUCCCUCGGAAUCAAUGCCAUUGUCAACUAUGAGAUUGGGGUCUCUGUCAACAACUUCAACUACGGUCCACGCUCAGAGGAGGAUGGUCUGGCAUGGUUCAGGAGCACGAUCGCAGGCGGAUAUCCCAUCCUGGUUGCCACAACUCUUGUCGAUAACAAGGAUGUUGUUGCUGGAUAUUCAUCGUUGGGCAGCUUCAGACAGAAGGACGGAUAUCGAUUCACUGCUGAGUAUUCUUUGUAUAUCCACCACGAGCAUCGCAAGCGUGGUUUGGGAAGGUCUUUGCUCAAGGAUCUGUUGGUAGAGGCAAAUGAGCGCAAGUUUCAUGCUAUUAUUGGAAGCAUCAGUGAAGGCAACGAGGCAAGCCUUCGCCUGGCUGCUGAAUUCGGAUUCAGAGUGGUCGGUACCAUGAGGGAGAACGGAUACAAAUUUGAUCGCUGGAUCGACAAUACCUUCGUGGAGCUGCUCUUGUAA
Messenger RNA from Gamsiella multidivaricata, 531 nucleotides. RefSeq names its product putative acetyltransferase. The coding region runs from base 1 to 531 and encodes 176 amino acids. Gene Ontology annotation, molecular function: acyltransferase activity, transferring groups other than amino-acyl groups. The record is from RefSeq and is a predicted model, not a curated record. NCBI's taxonomy places the organism in Eukaryota, Fungi, Mortierellomycota, Mortierellomycetes, Mortierellales, Mortierellaceae. The transcript is spliced from 3 exons.